Messenger RNA from Chrysemys picta bellii (western painted turtle), 1862 nucleotides. It is a transcript of the gene GPN2, whose product is annotated as GPN-loop GTPase 2. The record is from RefSeq and is a predicted model, not a curated record. NCBI's taxonomy places the organism in Eukaryota, Metazoa, Chordata, Testudines, Emydidae. Gene Ontology annotation, cellular component: cytoplasm. Gene Ontology annotation, molecular function: GTPase activity.
UGACGAUCCUGCGGCUCCCGGAACCUUCCCGCUCGCUUCCGCCCAGCCAGCCGGACCCGAGUAGCUGGGACACGCGCCGGAAGUGGCGGGAGGAGCCGCGGAGGAGGAGAAAGAAAUGAGCUGACAUGUCAGAAAACCACGUGUCUUCCCUGGCCUUUGGCCAGGCAGUGAUUGGGCCACCUGGCUCCGGGAAGACCACUUACUGCUUUGGCAUGCAGGAAUUCAUGUCCAAGAUUGGGCGGAAGGUGGCUGUGGUGAAUUUGGACCCAGCCAAUGAAGGGACUCCCUAUCAGUGUGCUGUGGACAUCUCAGAGCUUAUCACCCUGGCUGAUGUGAUGGAUAAUCUGAAGCUGGGGCCCAAUGGCGGUUUGAUCUAUUGCAUGGAGUACCUGGAAGCCAAUUUUGACUGGCUGCAGGAAAAGCUGGCUAAACUCAAGGGUCAUUACUUUUUGUUUGACUGCCCAGGGCAGGUAGAACUCUGCACCCACCAUGGCGCAUUGAAAAACGUCUUUGCACAGUUAGCUAAGUGGAACUUCAGGUUGGCUGCAGUUCAUUUGGUGGAUUCUCACUACUGCACAGACCCUGGAAAGUUCAUCUCCGUUCUUUGCACCUCCCUCUCAACCAUGCUGCAUGUGGAAUUGCCCCACGUCAACGUCCUCUCUAAGAUGGACCUGAUAGAACAGUAUGGCAAGCUGGCCUUCAACCUGGAUUAUUACACCGAGGUUCUGGAUCUCUCUUACCUCGUAGACCAUUUAGCCACCGAUCCAUUCUUCAAGAACUACCGUCGCCUCAAUGAGAAGUUGGUGGAGGUGAUUGAGGACUACAGCCUGGUCUCCUUUGUUCCACUCAAUGUCCAGGACAAGGAGAGUAUGCGACGGGUGAUGCAGGCAGUGGACAAAGCCAACGGCUACUCCUUCGGAGACUUGGAGCAGAGAAGCCUGGAAGUCCUGAUGUCUGCAGCAGUGGGAGCUGAUUUCCACUUCACAUCUACACUUGCAGUCCAGGAGAAGUAUGUGCAGCCUCAGGAGAAAACCGUGGAACAGGAAGCAAUGGAAAUAUAAUGCUCCUGUAUCUUUCAGCAGGCUCGUAGUGGAAGGAGCUCCGUUCCAGUUUUAAAUGUGUCUCAUCUCUUCCCAGCAGGAGCAUGAGGGACCCUCUGUGUAGUGUGACUCGGACCCGGUACUUUCUGGGCAGAAGGCCAGCUGUUAGGUUCCCUCUUUGUAUGAAUGCAGUCCUGUGUCUGGAUCUCGGUGUGUAUGAGCUAUGUUUUUCUGGGUGACAAUGAGAUCAGGACCUCCAUAGCUGAGAGCAGGACAAAUUCAAGAUCUCCUUACAGGAACCAGAGGGAAUCUUCACCUGAUCCGGACAUCAGCAGCAGAAGAAAACAACCUCUCUGUACAGCAGACAAGACAUAGGUGCCCACUUUUGCCAAGUCUCAUCCCUCACCACCAUGACCAAGGCUAUGUCUCAAGUGAAAGACAAAUCAGCAUCUACUGCAGUGAAUGAAUGGAGCUCCUUCUUGUGGUAUGAAUUCUCCAUGUAUUGAAUGGGACCUCUGUGCAUUCUCACAGUGAGGAGUAUCCACUCCUUAGAGAGCCAGCUACCUGUCCGUUCAUCCCUGGGGGGAGGAGAGGUGUGAGGGGUUUUGUUUGUUUGUUUUUAAUUAUCAGCUCUUUCUUAACAAAAACACUUCUCCGCCCCUUAGUUUCACCUUGUACUUCUGAGUUUGCUACGAACUCCCCUGAAGUGGAGAAAAUAAAAUAAACUGCAACAGUGCUGCAAAGCAUGAGGGACAAGAAGAGCUGUGAAUAGGUUCCUUAUUGCAGCUGUAGACGCUGCCACAUGUUUCUGUUAAAAAAUCA